Molecule: messenger RNA, 6896 nt
Organism: Cucumis sativus (cucumber)
Lineage: Eukaryota; Viridiplantae; Streptophyta; Magnoliopsida; Cucurbitales; Cucurbitaceae
Product: CRAL-TRIO domain-containing protein C23B6.04c
Exons: 10
Coding region: 4644-5540 (298 amino acids)
Molecular function (GO): phosphatidylinositol transfer activity
Source: RefSeq, a predicted model, not a curated record
AUAAAUUAGGGUUCCUUCCCGCCAUCCUCAUCCGAGAUCUGUUUCCCUCGUUUCCCUUCAUUGACUCUGAUUUCUUGUUCUACGGGCCGUGAUAGAUUGGGGUUUCUGCUCUAUCGUCGCGGAAUAUCGGACGCCAAUGAGAAAUUCCGGUCGCCAUGGUUGUUCUCUUGUUAUUUCCCAUGUCUUUUCUUCUGGCGGAGAACCAAGUUCAGGUUCGUCUCAUAUAAAAUUCCAGAUGUAGUUGUCUGUUUUGUCCACCGUCUUCAGUUUGAUUGGGGUUGGUGUUUACGGUGCGGAAUAACAUCUUUCGUAAAUAACAGGGUUUUUACCAGAUUAUCUAGGUCUCUUGCGACUGUAUUACUAGUCUGAAUGGACUCUUUAAUACAAGACAAAUGGGGGAUUUCAAUACCAAUGAGAGGAGAAAACGAUCUCUCGGAUUUGCUCCAACCGCGAGUGGUUUUUGGCAGUUACCUUAUGUAAUUUCAUCAAAGGAAGGUUGAUUUGAUUAGAGUAUUGUUGUGGAUGUAUAAGAUAUCAGGCCGAACCGUCCCUAUUUUAUUAGGGAGGCGGUUUCUGAUCGAUCUUUGUCAUCCGACCUUUGCCAUGACAGGUGCGCUUGCAUGGCAGGUCAACUACGUUAAUGAAAAAAAAAAGUUUUUUGGGUUUUGAGGAGGGAUCGCACGGGGAUUGCCCGGGAUUCCUUCUCUUUGGUGUGUGCCGUUUCCUCUCUCUCUCUCUCUUAUCUCUGUGCAUAUUAUUAUGCGUUGCUGCCCACAGUUGCUUGCAUCCUCAGGGAUUGCUCGCUCGAUCGUUCUUGCUCAAAACGUGCUCGUUCUUGCUCAAUAUUUUUGAUCUCAAAUGAAUUCGUUGGCGAACAUGUCACAAAGGUAAAAACAGUAAAACAACGGCGUUGGUAAGUAGAAUAAUAUAUUAACUCUGAUUAGUCUUCUAUAAAUUAGCCGGUAUAUAAUCUCUAUUCGUUAAUUAGCAUGAUCUCAUUGGUAUUCAUGCGCUUUUAUAUAGUGUAGUUCUAUCUGAUCUCUUGGAUACAUGGGUAAUUUUACUGAGAUUUGUUGCGUUCAGGUUAAUAAUAACUAUAUCUUCUAGGGCCAAAACCAAAAUUUCUUGCUCUCACAAUUGCCAGUUAUGUUAAUUUUUAAUCAAAUUCCUAAUUGAACAUUUUCUUUUGGUUAAUUUGCAACUGUGCUUUAGAUUUUGGAACCCCUAAAACGUGGACAGCAAAGUAAAGAGAACAAAGAAACAUACAAGUGAGACCGGUGUUAAUUGCUAAAAUUUUAAUAACAAGAAUGAAAAACCAAAGGGGUAUCAGAUGGCGUUGGAUAUUGGUUUUGUGUAGGUUCUGUUCAAAAUCUAAUCAAGCGAGUAGUGCAUGGCUUUGGAUAGUUUUUGCGUUCAGAUUUUUACCGUGAACUCACAAGGAAAAUUAUUAAGUUCUCCAGAAUCCUAUUUCUCGCUUUUCAUUUACGUGGUAUAUAUAUAUAUUGUUCAUUUUGUCCCCAGUGAGUUGUGUUUGUGAACUUUAAAAUAUUGUACUUUAUGUAUACGUUGCUGUCCAAGCAUGAAUUUGUAUGUAGUAUUUUGUUACAACUAUAUUGUAAAGCACAUGAAAGGACGGAUGAAGAACUUGUAUUGGUCGCCUGGCUUGCACUUCGCCGUUGCUGAGCUGUUGGAUCUGCGGAUAUCUGUAAAGAUUUGGAGUGUGAAUGCAAUCGUUCUUUCUUGGAGGAAGUGACUUUUCUAUUUGUUGAAGACAGAUCUUUGACCCGUUCAUAAUAUAUUAGUGUUGUCUUUGUAAUUCAUAUCAUUUGGUGAAAGAUGUUCCUGCAAGGUUUUAUGGACUUCUUACUUAAUCACUUUGUUCUUUAGGAUACAAAGAUUAACGAGUGAGAUUUUGGUAUUAGUGGGAGAUGAUUCUUUAAUUAUGUCAGAAUUUAUCUUAUUUGGUAGGAGAUGGCGAUUCUAUAUGUUUAAGGUUUCUAAUCUUGCACUAAAGUUUGAUGUCAAAUCUUAUGUCCAUUUCAAGGUUUGAAGAUAAGUGAGAAUCUUACUCUGUUGGAAGCACAUAUCAUUCAAUGUCUAGUGGUUUAGAUUCUGUAUCCAUCCUUCAAGACGGUUACAAUAGUAGUUGAAUGUUAUUGGGUUUGUAGGUUUCUGCAAGUUGGAUUUUCAAACCGCUCUAGGUCUUUAUGGAUUUGUGGAAAUUAUUCAUGUAUUCAAGAUUUUUCAAUUGAGUUCAGGAUGGGAGGUCUAUUUGUUUAAUAUUUCCAUCAUAAUACUCUUUUUAUAACAUUUUUAGUGUUUGAAAGUAGCUGGGAAGUUUAUAUUAUUUGGUGAAAGUGCUCCUCCCAGGUUUUAAAAAGCUUAUAUCAUUUGGUGCUACAAAGUUUAAAAGUGCUUUUAAUCCAACCAUGAAUGAUCUAGGAUUUGAAGAUCGCUGGGCACUAGUUUCUUAAUUUCUGGCAACUCCUAAGGUGUUUGAAAUUCAAUGGAGACGUCAAUAAUUAUCAAGCAGGCUCAUAUAGUUGGGCACAAGUUUUUUGAGUUUGGUAACUCCUAAGGUGUUUGAAGUUCAAUGGAGAUAUUGUUGUUAAUAAUUCUCAUGGAGGCUCAUAUCAUUUGGUGAAAAAACAUUCCUGCCAGGUUUGAAGAUUAGACGGGUGAUGGCUUUUGAAAUUUUGUGAAGUUUAUACAUUUUUUUCAGACACCUCCUUACAUGUAGGUGUGUGGUAUAACUAUGAGAUGUCAUUUUAAUACAGUGUGUUAUAUUUUUCAAGGAUCGGUGGAUGCUGUUAUUGAUUAUUGUAAGAGAGUUUAUAUCAUUUUCAUUUGGAGAUAUAUUGAUAUUUGUUUUUGACUUCUAACCUUGGCUUGUGAUGGAGAUUUCGUAACCAAUUCUUAAGGUUGUUUGUUAAGAUUCCUUUGGUUUUUGUACUAAAUUUUCAAAUUCCUUUGUGCAUAACCAUGUAAAAUUGAGUUCAAUGUGAUUUUCCCAGUGCGUUUGAAUAAUUGUUGAAGAGCAUGUUCAGUUCCGAUCUCUCGAUAGUGAACUUACUAAAGAUCGUGGAAGAUCGCCGUUUCCUAGGAAAUCCAUAGCGCAUUCUGUAGGAUGUGAGAUUCUCCUGUAUUAUAGGAAUCCAGAAUAGCGAGCAGGAAGAGAUGCAUGCCAAAAACAUACAUGUUCAUUCGUAUGUUUCCUUGGUUACGCUACUGUUACUAUCUAUGUACACUUGAAAAAGGAAGAAACCUCUGUUAAAAAUUACGUAAAUAUGAUCACGUUUUGAGAGAAAUAUCUCUUUUGAUUGGCAUCGUUUAUUCCUUCCUUUCUUUCUGUUAAGCAAGAAAAUUUGUUUUAUAGGCUCCUCUUGGAUGUAAAUUUAAUAAUAACCAUACCCAAGCACAAAUCUUGAACAAGUUUUAAGCUUCUAUUCAUGUAUGAGCUUGUGCCUUUUGGCACAAGUUCCUCCGCUGUGAGGUUAGCUCAUACAAAUAAAAUCCUUCAUCAUAUACAAAGAUUAAUACAUCUAUAUGCACUCUUUUUCAUUGUAAAAGUAGAUACAUUUAAAUAGUUUCAACUCUGUCCCUUUUGUAGGCGAUUGGUUGUGCACACUAACUGGUCGUUGAAAUGUUUCCAAAUGGUGUAUAAUAGAAUAGAAGUCUUCCACAAUAAUGUAAAGCAGAUGUAGCUAAGCUAGUUCAAGAAAUAUAUAUAGCUUCGAGAUUGGAAUUGACCAUAGGGUUUAUAUAUUUUUUGAUAGACAAAAGAAAGACAACGAAUGUGUAGAUAUUUGGCGAAAAUAGAUCAAUAAGGAUUAUACGGUUGUUAGGGGGUCCAGCUAGCUUAUAGUUGGCUCCGCUGUUGGUUGUUGAUAUGUGGGUUUCCUCUUAUUAAUAUGGAUUAUUAAAGAUGUGUUUACCUAAUUUCAACAUCCCUCCAUUCAGUUUAAUUCUAUUUAAUACCCAACAAAUCGAAAUCUCUCUCUCAACCACCCAAAAAAAAAAAAAAAGAAAGUCAGCCGAUGCCAUUAAUUUGUUAUUAAGUAAUGACUCAAAGAAACUAAAUAAAUAAAUAGAAAGGUGUAACUAUGACAUUAAUGUGAAUUUAAGAUUUUAAUUGGAUGAAAUUAGAAGUUUAUGAUAUAACAUGACAAGGUGAGCAUUUUCAAUGUGUCAUUGUCUUGUUGUGUUUAGGAAAAGAUGUCCAAAAAAAAAAAAUGACAAAGGAGACAAAAUAUACAUGCAAAACUAAGUUUAGUAGCCUGGUUUUUUCCCAAUGAAAUGUAUGUAUAGUUUGUAUGUUAUUGGAAAAAAAUAGUUGUUGUUUUCACAUAGUCAGAUUAUUAGUAGGGGAGUCGGUUGAAGCCUCAGCUGGGGAGGCAGAGUUCGGAAUAAAGGUAACUGAAAGAGGAAGUACAUCUUUCAUGAGUUCCAACAAUAGGAUCAAUAGGAAAUGCUCUUCCAUAUUUAUCAGUUUCCAUGGGUAAUGAGUCACUUUAAUAGUCAGUAGGGCCGUCGGAAGCAAGGGAAGAAGUACCUGUUUCACCAAAGGCAGAAGCAGAAAAGGGAGCUGAAGGACGAGUCCGAGGUUGAAGUUAGGUUGAAUUUGCUGUUAGUGUGGAUUGAGCAUGUUUCUUCUUAAAAGAAGGGGCUCCCAUAACAAUGGAGAAACUGAUGAUCCUUCACUGCAGGAUGGAAAGAUCAUUGAACUAAAAGGUGCCAUGGGGAACCUAUCCGGUCGCAGUAUAAAGUACUGUAAUGAUGCAUGCCUUCGGAGAUAUUUGGCUGCUCGGAAUUGGGAUCUUAACAAGGCAAAGAAAAUGCUGGAGGACUCACUCAAAUGGAGGGCAACUUACAAGCCCGAGGAAAUCAGAUGGAAUGAAGUAGCACAUGAAGGUGAAACAGGCAAAUCUUUUAGAGCAAAUUUCUACGACCGUUUCGGUCGAACAGUGCUCAUAUCCAGGCCAGGGAUGCAGAAUACGAACUCGCCGGAAGACAAUGUUCGACAUGUGGUGUAUCUUUUAGAGAACACCAUUUUGAACCUUCGUAACGGCCAAGAACAGAUAGCGUGGCUGAUAGAUUUUACUGGAUUUACACUAAACACCAACAUCUCUGUCAAAGCAGCAAGAGGCAUUAUUAACAUACUGCAGAGCCACUAUCCAGAAAGGCUUGCUGUUUCAUUUCUCUACAAUCCUCCAAGAAUCUUUCAAGCCUUUUGGAAGGCUAUCAGGUACUUUAUUGAUCCAAAUACAGGUCAGAAAGUAAACUUUAUAUACCCCAACAACAAGGACAGUGUAGAGCUGAUGAAAUCUUUCUUCGAUAUGGAAAACCUUCCAAGUGUAUUUGGAGGAAAAGCCACUCUAACAUAUGACCAUGAAGAGUUCUCAAAAAUGAUGGCAAUGGACGACAUUAAAACUGCCAAAUUUUGGGAGGUAAACGAUAAGCCUUCCCAUAAUAUGAAUGGGCAUUCAGGCCUUGAGGUCGCACAAGAAGAGGCAAUACCCAUCUCCGUUUCAUCAGCUUAGAAGGGAUAUAUUCCUCACCCUUCAGAUGGAUGCAACGAAGUACACAUUCUCUUCACAGUCAUAAAAUUAGGAAUAGGAAGGGACAAGGAUGGUUCUCAUGCUAAACAGGAAGAACAUAUGGAAUAAAUUUACAGUACCAGGUGGAGAUACAGUUUUGUCCAGAGAGGAAGGAAUUGUCAUCUCAAUAAUAGGUCUUUUCGAUGGAAAGCCAUUCCAUGCAUCUUGGCAAGCUGUGCCAAUAUCUUCCAUUCUAAAAGAGAAAUCAAGAAAGAAAAGGUGAGCAAGUCUUUUCUUUUUUUUUAAAAAAAAGGUUAGAUUGUAAUGACAAUCAAGUGCAUUACUUUCUGAAACAAUGCAUUUUUGAGAGGAUCAUCUCUCUCUAUUUUUUCUCACUCACAACCACUAACAACAGAACUGCUGUUACACAUUAAGCACAUGGGUUUUACAAGUCUAAAGUAAACUCCUGAGGUUUCAGAGAAACAAUUCACAUUGUAGGACAUUUGGGUUUAUGGAAAAUAGCUCAAAUGUAUUCAAGGUAGUCAAAGAAUUAAAAGUACGCAUAAUGAUGAGUUGCUCAACCUUACAAAACACAUUAUGAAAACAAUUCUGGUGUAGCUGCUAAUGACAUUAGUAGUAGUGUCUCUCCUACCUUUCAGCACCAAUAUGAAUAGUUGCUGUAUGCUGAGGACCCACCUCAUCUUGAUUAUUCAAAUUGCAAGACUGGAACUGCGGCAAUUUGUCAACAGCAACGUUUAUUUUUGUCGUUCCCUGUUCCAGCCAGUAAAGUCUAAACUAUCGUGAUAGUUCAAGCAUGGGAACAAAGGACCGAGGAAAGUAGAUGCAACUUUUGUCUGAAUUGGAAAUUUGGAAUAAGACAUUCUUAACCUUCGUUUCUAUACUUUUAAUGGCAUGCAUUUGUGAUAGUUCAAAGAAUAAUAAAAACUCAUACUCAAGGAAAAUAAAAGGUCUUCUCUCUGUGUUGCAAGGGUCAGGCUUGGACCCUUCAACUUAUACCAACUAAAAAAUUCAACAACAGUGGUGGACUAAAGAGGACCUUACAACUUUAAGAGCAAUGUAGAUAAAUAAACGCAAGAACGGUGUAAACACAAAGCACGAGCCAAUGCUUAUUCAUCAAUUAUCAUCUAUCAAUUUUUUACAACGAGCAACCUAAUCGUCAAAAAUUGAUUCACAUACCAACAACCAGAAUGAAACUCAUAAGUCAUAAUCAUAGAAAAGAAACGGUCGAGAUUCUGUUGAUUCUAGGGACUGAUGGUUUAAAUCUCACCCAAGUCCAUAAAGACGGACUGAUGGUUUAAAUCUCACCCAAGUCCAUAAAGACCUGAGAACAAUGGUAAA